AUGGUCGAAACCCCUGAUAGGCCGCGCACGCGCGCGAAGAAGGCGUGUCUGGCCUGCAAUGCGCGGCGGGUGCGCUGCAAUGUGCUGGAGCAGCAGCCGUGCCGGAAUUGCGUGGCAUGGAACCUCACCUGCGAGCUAGGUAUUUCACGGCGUGGCAAAUAUCCACGUCGGAAGAAGAAUGAUACCUCCGACUGUGCCAGCGCGCAGCCAAGCACAAUGGAAUCCCGAGCUCUAGCACAACGGCCGCUGCAAGAUAGCUCAGUGCACUACACACCCUCUGCCCGCCCGCCAAGUGCAGAUAAUGCAAUCCAGAAAACAGUCUUCCUCGGCGAAUCCAGCCCACUGACCUGCGUGGUGGAUGAAGGGCGACGAUCCCCAGACAAGGGCUAUGCAUGCGGGAUCCAGAAGGGACGGCUACACUAUUCCAUAUCGGAACUGUGCGACCCUGCAGAAUCCGGGGAAACCGCCCUGAGCCUACGGCGUAAAUCUCUUCAAGAACGACUUGUUCGCGAAAGCGCGUUGAUUUUUCCCUCACCGACGAUCUGCGACGUGCUUCUUCAGGCCUACUUCGAAUGGUUUCACCCCUGCUUUCCCAUCUUGGAUCGGCCGCAGGUACAACGUGCCUACCAAGAGAAUACCAUCUCGCCAUUACUGCUCCAGGGGAUGUUGUUCAUUGGAGUUAGCUUGUGUUCGGACCUCGCGUUGAAAACGACCGGCUUUACCGAUCGAUACCAGGCCAAGGGGGUCUUCUACCAGCGGGCGAAGGAGAUUUACGAUGUUGGAUGGGAGACUGAUACGAUCGUGAAGCUUCAGUCGCUGUUUCUCUUGAGCUUUUGGAGGGGCGGACCGACUGAGGAGCGAGAUGUUCGUUUCUGGCUGGGGGCUGCCACAGAUCUGGCGCAGAAGAAGGGGAUGCAUGUUAUGUCGAAACUGUCUUUCUUGACCCCUCGAGAUCAAAAGAUAUGGAAGCGCAUUUGGUGGGCUCUAUACGUGCGUGACCAGCAAACAUCCGCUGCACUUGGACUGCCCUCCCGAAUCCGCGAUGAAGAUUGUGAAGCUGCAGAGCUGGAACCGUGGGACUUUGAGGAAGAUGAUGCGACCGAAUUCUCCGAGGUUUUCCAAAAGCCACCACCUGCCCAUGUCUCUUAUGUUAUGGGGAUGGCUCAAUUGGCAAAGUUUUUACGCGAGGUCGUCACAAGCCAGUACCUUCCCGGACGAUCGAAACUGGACAACCCGCAGCGUCCGGCUCUUCACCAGAAAUUGGUUGACUGGGAGUCCGCUUUACCGACCGACAUGCAUUUCCAAUCGUCUUCGAGCCGACAUGUCAUGUUUCUCGUCGGCAUGCUUCACAUGGCCUACAACAACCUCUACGUCCUCCUUUACCGGCCGAUAUUCCUGCAACCACCGAGUGAAUCGAUGAAUCCGGAAGGAAAUAUCGCGAUCGACGCAGCCACGCGGAGUACGCGCAUCCUCGAGGACAUGCUAUCCGAGAACCUCGUACAACACGGUCUCGUUCAUCUGCAAGUAAUCACCCACACCUUCUCCGCACUCUGCAUCCACACAAUCCACUUCGGCCGCUCAACCAACACAGCCCGCAAACUCGCCGAACACCGCGCCAAACUCUGCCUCCUCGGCCUGAAAGAGCUCCAAAAGUCCUGGGAUCUAGAAAACUGGGUCCUGGACCUUUUCUUCCGCUGUCUUGACGACCGCACCGCCCGAAACCUACGACUCGCCGAGGGCGGACUCGCCCCUUCACUCUCCAGCCAACUGGGCAAGAACUCCCGGCCCGACACUCCAGCCCUGGACAUGCCCAGCACUCAACCUCUCUCCCCAACCUCGAACAAUGACGUGAUACCAACCACCGACACGCAAUCGGAGCCCUUUUUGCCGGCAGAGGACCCGAUCAACAUGGACUGGUACGAACUGUUCAACGCGGACGGCGAUGACGUCAUGGGGAUGGCGGGUUCGCUGAGCAAUCCGGACUAUCUCAACCCUCAAAACCUCGAGUUCCUCUACCGAUUUCUCUAG
This is a messenger RNA of Penicillium argentinense, 2028 nucleotides long. Its product is annotated as Zn(II)2Cys6 transcription factor. The coding region runs from base 1 to 2028 and encodes 675 amino acids. Gene Ontology annotation, molecular function: DNA binding; DNA-binding transcription factor activity, RNA polymerase II-specific; zinc ion binding. Gene Ontology annotation, biological process: regulation of DNA-templated transcription; DNA-templated transcription. NCBI's taxonomy places the organism in Eukaryota, Fungi, Ascomycota, Eurotiomycetes, Eurotiales, Aspergillaceae. The record is from RefSeq and is a predicted model, not a curated record. The transcript has 7 exons.